Molecule: messenger RNA, 1787 nt
Organism: Microdochium trichocladiopsis
Lineage: Eukaryota; Fungi; Ascomycota; Sordariomycetes; Xylariales; Microdochiaceae
Exons: 2
Coding region: 305-1591 (428 amino acids)
Molecular function (GO): protein binding
Source: RefSeq, a predicted model, not a curated record
CCACCAUGUCGACCCGACACCAAGAUCCUGCCGUAAUGGCACAGGACCUUUCUACACGAGUGAUGCUGCCGUAUGCGCAAUUUCAACAGUAUAGCCCCAAGGGAGGGGUCUCUACUUGCUAGACCGUCUACGUUCUCACGGCUCAUCCUUCAAGAUUCGGGGGAGGAGCUCGAGUGGUGCCUUCAGAGUCAGCCAUAGUGGUCCGACGACCAGCACGGACGAUCCCAUUACAGCCGGCUUCAGCACCACUGUACUUUACACAAAUAUUCAUUCUGCACCAAAAAUAGAGCCAACCAAAGUCGCAAUGGCGGUCGUACUCCCAUAUCCUACGGUCCUGGGGCCCCGCCGGUUCAAGCACAAUCUUGACUUCAUCGAGAACGCAACCGAUGAUGCAGCGAACAGCGACGAUGGGGACGAUGAAGCAGAGUCGAUGCCAGCCGCAGCCGGGCCGUCUCUGUUGGAGAUCCUCCCGACCGAGAUUGUCCUAAGGGCCAUGGGUUUCAUGUCAGCACAAGAUCUCACCAACCUCGUUCUCCUCAACAAACGGCUCUACGAAAUCUUCAAGAAGAACCAGGCCAUGGUAAUGACAGAAGUCCUUAUGGGUCGGGCCGAAUUGUCGGUCUUGCUUUCUGCAUUCUGUGCAGAUAUCAGCGAUCUGGCUGACGGGACGAUGGCAAGGCCGCGCGCUUUCAAGUUCUUCACCGGGCUCGAAACUGGGAAGAUUAUCAACCUCCACGUCCCGCCCCAGCAAGAUGGCCAGCCUCAGACAGGCUCAUCAGAAACCGUCAUGCUCACGGCUCAGGAUGUCGACCAGCUGUGGAACUGGACCAAGGUGGUGGAUUGGUGGGUUGAGAGGUUCCCGUCUAUGCGCUGGCGCGACGUGACGGAGGACAGUCGCUGCCUACGACCAUCCGAGGAAGGGCGACUGCGCAUGGCGGUUGCCCGCUGGUGGCUGUACUCGACAUUCUUUCACGGCUCGUUCUGGCGCGACCGCUCCGUCCCACUCAAGUGGCGGUGGGACAGGAGGCUUCUGCUCAUACGCCAGAUGGACACGUGCGAAGUCCGAGAGCUCGAGGGGCUGAUGGGCCUCGUAUGGGAAGCCAUCAGCAGGGACCUAUGCUCUUCUCCAGCCAAAGUCUUCAACAAUGGGUCCUAUGACUACGAGAUGGUCCCAUGGGGCGAGGACGAAGGUCGUCAUUCUAACAUUGUGAAUACAUACUCAAAGCUCGACCCGUUGCAGCUCAAAUACUUCUUGGUCGACUUGGUAGGUCGCAAGAAGAGGGACAUCAUCACGAUAGCAACUGAGCUGAAGAACGAGUUUACAAUGGACAGAGAGACACUUUCAAUCUCGCUCAAAGUUGUCCUCCAGGAGCGCCUGAUGCUGCGGCCACCCAGCACCAUGGACAUUCCGGAGUUCGGCAUUAUCGACGAUGACCGGCCAACAGAGGACAAGGCAGUAUUCUGGAGGGGCGACUGCUCGCCGAAUGGAGGACCGCCCAUGCCGCAGUUCAGCAUAGAUGCUUUCCCUCGUGAGACGCCGCGCGAUGUAUGGUGCGGUGAUGACGGCAGCGAGUCAAGCUGGGAUUUCUAGAAGCCCCGUCACGGCAAUAGAGCUGGGUCUGAUCUGAUCAAGGACGUCUAGAGCUGGGGGCAGCCGUGCUGCGACGGGUGUAUACUCGUUUCAUAUUCCUAACCACUGGCAAGCAUAGAACAGAUACUUUGGGCCGCCCUUGCGUCACUCAUUAAAGAGCCAGUUGACGUGAACAAAGCGAUCAGUGAUUAUUGAA